Polistes canadensis is the source of this 1783-nucleotide messenger RNA. It is a transcript of the gene DCTN4-p62, whose product is annotated as dynactin subunit 4. The transcript is spliced from 9 exons. The coding region runs from base 128 to 1624 and encodes 498 amino acids. The record is from RefSeq and is a predicted model, not a curated record. Gene Ontology annotation, cellular component: dynactin complex. Lineage: Eukaryota; Metazoa; Arthropoda; Insecta; Hymenoptera; Vespidae.
AAUAGUGUGUACUUGGAUAUGACAGUACUUUUUCAUAAUUGUUAAUCCAUACAUGUUUAAGUGAAUUUUAUCCUUAGAACAUUUUUUUUUUUUCGGAGUCAAGUAUAAUUUGUAACUAUUUUUAAUUAUGGCUUACUUAUAUCAACCUGAUUAUGUUCGUUAUAUGUGUAAUUGUGGUUCUUUAAAGCCUAUUUCAAAAAUAUAUUUUUGUCGGCAUUGUUUAAAGAUUCGAUGUGGUUACUGUGUCUGUCAAGAGGUUGAUUUAUAUUACUGUCCAAAUUGUAUGGAAAAUUUACCCUCGUCAGAAGUUCGCCUCAAGAAAAACAAAUGCUCAAACUGCUUUAAUUGUCCUAAUUGUUUUCAAAUGUUGUCUACGAGAGCGGGACAUGUCCCAUUAAAACCGACAACGAAGGAAGGCGAAGAUUCAAAAGAUGUUAAAGUUGUACCUAAAAAGGUUUAUUAUUUAUCUUGUUCUUUUUGUCGAUGGAGUUCUAGAGAUGUUGGUAUUUCAGAUCAGACUAUGGCUUCUGCAAGAUGGCCAGAACAAGAAAAUCCUCAUACUAGAAGAAUUAAUGCCUUAAUAGAUUAUCAUAAGAUAUUGACAUCUAUAGAAAAACGACAACGAGAAAGGAAAAAGUUCCAACCUAAACGUUCAUUCACACAAUUUGAAUCAUUUGGACUAACAUCUGCUAUGAUACAUAAAUGUAUUGUUCAGUCAAGAAAACCUCAGAUUCAAUUGCAAUUGUCCGAUCAACCAACUCCUUCUAUCGCUUCAGAAGAUGUGGAAGAAUUACCAUUAGAAAUAUUUACUGAGCCGAUAGAUAUUAUGAAAAUUAGUACUCUAGAGCAACGUUUGCAACACCCUGACAUACAAGCAGAGUAUGUAAAUGAACUAAGACCGCAACGUAGACAAUUUUUAGUUAAGAGAUCACAACGUUGUAGAGUUUGUGAGCAUAAUCUUAGUAAACCUGAUAUAUGUCCACAGUCUACAAAAUUUAAAAUUCAAUUAGCUGCAUUUUAUCAUAUACCAGAAGUAAAGAUUGUUACUUGUGAACCAUUAUAUCCUGGUAAACCUAGUGAAUUAUUUUUGAAGUUUUGCAAUCCAACACGACAUCCAACACAAAUAACUUUAUUUCCAUUGGAUGUAUCAAUGGCACCUAUUCCUAUUGUUGAUGUUACAGAAAAAGGAGAAGUUAAAAAAGAUGAUGUGCAAGUGAUAAAUGAAUCUCUAAACUCAAUGCCUUCUGCUGUACGCCAAGGACCUAUUAUAGAGGAAGUUAAAGCAAUUAAAGUUGUCCCAAAUGCAGAUCUAGUAUUGCCUCAUAGUUCUUUAAUUUUGCCAGCUAGAGAUGAUGCUGCGGAAUAUGAUGACACAGCUGAUACUCACAAUUUUCAAGAUGAUCCAAAGCUUGUAGUUUGGAGAAAAGGAAACAAAGCAAUAGUGAGACUUAAUGUUACACCAUUUGAAAAUGAUGAAAUAAAAGAAGAAUCAGUUAUAGUAGGUUUUGUCAUGCAACAUGGAUAUGUAAAUACAAUUACUGCUUUAGAACAUAAAGCACCACAAAAAUUGGAUUUAAAAGUUAAAUUAUAUUUAACUCUUGGGAAACUCUGUGGUACUACAUAGAAAUUAUUUAUACUGUAUUUUAUAAAUAUAUAUAUUUAAAGAUAUACUAAUUUAUUUGCUAACAAAUGCUUAUAAUUGAUUCUUUAUAUAUAAGUUAUUAAUUUUAUAUGUAUUAAAAUAGUAACUCUUACGUUUAAAUAAUAAAUAAUAAAAUGAUUU